Molecule: messenger RNA, 1265 nt
Organism: Folsomia candida
Lineage: Eukaryota; Metazoa; Arthropoda; Collembola; Entomobryomorpha; Isotomidae
Exons: 6
Coding region: 278-1165 (295 amino acids)
Cellular component (GO): membrane
Molecular function (GO): phosphatidylinositol bisphosphate binding
Source: RefSeq, a predicted model, not a curated record
UUAGAAUGGAUUUUACACGAAACUGUGGGAAUUUUAUGAUACAAUCUAGUCUGUAACCUUACCCGACAUGAGAUUUUUACGCCUGUGUUCGUAAUUACUACCUCGGUCUCUUAAAAGGGUAGGUCUACCACCAGAAUGGUAACAGUUGACAGAUAGAGAGGCUCCCUUGAGGUGAAGACGAAGGUCCAGUGUCAGACAUAGUACUUUUCAAUUUCUAGGAACCAUUUUUUGAAUUAUUUUAACAUAGUGGUUUUUUGAAAUUUGAAAAUACACGAAAAUGACUCUCUUAAUUGAAGAUUUUGAAAACACGAUUAGCAAAUUUGGGGAUCAAUCGGCAGAAUAUACAGAAGACGAAGAGCAGGCACUCAAGGAAAUUUUUGAACUAAUUGACAAUGACGAUGAAAUGCAACCCUGGAGAAAGUAUGCGCAACGAAGUUUGGUGAUCGUGGGAUUAAGAGCAUGUAAUCUUGACGCAAAAUUGGCCUUUAAAACGAUGCAAAAAUUGCAAGUGCAUGCUACACAAACCUAUCCUGAACUUUUUGCCCAGAUUGACCCCCUCAACUUGGAACCUAUCAUCCGCAAAAAGCUGUUUCAAGUUGUGAAACGACCUGUAGACGAAGGUCCAGCCGUUGUAGUGUUUAGAGUCAAAAACUGGAAGCCGUCCGAAUGUAAUAUCGAGCAACUCGCCCUCACUGGAGCACUUUAUAUCUACACUGUCGCGAAGAUGUCACCAGAGAUUCAACGAACCGGAAUGAUUGUGAUUGGAGACGUGUCUGGAUUUAGGCUGACCCAUGCGCGUCAAGCAUCCGUUGACCUUUUAAUGAAGGCCAUUCGACUCUACUCCACGAUUCCUCCCAUGGUCAAAGGUCUCGUUGCUAUCAACAGCCUCGCCCUUUUCGAGCAUACUUACAACAUCUUUAAAUGGGUUCUUCCAGAUGAUCUUAGAAAAUUGAUACACAUAACGAAGAGCGACAUGUCGCACAUCAGCAAUCUCAUGGAGCCGGAAAGACUGCCGAAAGAAUUUUGGGGUACCAUGCCAGACGAGGACGCAUAUAUUGAUGGAAUUGAAGAUGUCAUCAUGGAAGAUCCACAGCUAUUCCUUUUAAUCAAGCAUUUACAAGAUGAAAUUCUCAAUUUAAAUAAUAUCAGACUCAAGAAGAAGUGAAAUCAUUUCUAUUCUUUUUAUGCAUAAAUUAAGUCAAAUGUAUUACUUACUACGCAUGUAUGUGAUCUAUAAUAAAAAUAAUAUUUAAAUACGCAAUAUA